Messenger RNA from Dendronephthya gigantea, 1299 nucleotides. RefSeq lists its product as uncharacterized. The coding region runs from base 160 to 807 and encodes 215 amino acids. Lineage: Eukaryota; Metazoa; Cnidaria; Anthozoa; Malacalcyonacea; Nephtheidae. The transcript is spliced from 5 exons. The record is from RefSeq and is a predicted model, not a curated record.
UAAACAACAUAACGAAGAUUCUUUGUCUUUUUAUUUUUAUUAAUAAAGAUAUACAACGCGUUAAAUAUAUCAUUUCUAUUACACAUUUAUUUAUCGAAAUCUGAUACCAUCUCGGUACGUCAAGCAGCAUUCGGCAUUUUCCUGUUGAAUCCACACAGCAUGGCGUUAUCAAAGCGCAUAGCUAGAUCGUGUAUUCAUCUUGGUGUCGUUCAACUGAUAUUUGGUUGUGCUGGUGUAGCAUGUGGGGCUGUAGCAAAGAGCAAAUUGACAGGCCCCGUGGGAGCAACUAUUGGAUUAUGGGCAGCAUAUUUCAUCGCUUUAGGCGUGAUUUGUCUUACUGCGGGAGUUUUUAAAGAAUCCAGAGUCCUUGGAUUUGCUCUUGUUUUUCAAGUCAUUGGCCUGUUCAUCGCAGCCGCUGGAAUAAUAAUUUCCGCCAUAUUUUGGACAUUUCUGAAUACUUGCUCGAGUUCGCUGGUUGUUGGUCCAGUUUUACCCGAUCACUGUCCUUGCGGGGUUGCUGCAGAUCUUACGGACUAUGACAUUAGUUGUUCUGAUCUGAGAACGGUGAGAAAUGUCACAGCUGCCUCCACAUUUAUCUAUUUGAUUUUGGAAAUUACUUCAUUCAUCGGUGUAAUCUAUGCUUGUGUUGGCAUAUGUUGUGCACCAAAGGAACCAAGGUCUGUUACUGUCACCACAGUUAAUUCACAUGGUGCAUCAAAUCCUGAGUCAAAACCGAUGAUUAUGACCAAAAUAUUUAGAAAGAAACAUCAACCACAGGAUGACAAAAAGAAAAAUCGCAAGCGUUGAGAAACCUCAAUCACAUGACUGCCAAACUACACUCACACGAGAUAGUCACUCUUUCGGGGUAAACACAACUUUAAUAUUCUCAAAUGUAUUUCACUAUAGAUUUGAAUGUGUUAUGUGAUAGACGACAUUAUAAUCUCAUUUGCAAACUCAUAAUCAUAGUUUCGCAAUUAAGACUGGUCGAUUAAAGGAGAAUGAUAUAUAAUCUAUAUAAGCUACCAAGUCUUUUAAACAUGCAGGUGUGUCUAUUUUGUCUAUUCCGUAUUUGCUGUAUUAGUUUAUUCAUAGACUAUAUACUGAGCUUGAUAUAUUGUUUUGCAAGGAUAAAACAGACUCCGAAAAGCUAUCACACCAUUGCUUUACAGUACUGUCCAGAAAUAACCUAACACUGCGGUUCGGUUGCGGUCGCCUGAUAGAAACCGCAGACACCGCAAGUGAAAAAAUACCUUCGCAGUGGCGAACAAAACGUUAUGAACGGCUAAGAAGGACAACACA